AGGUUGGCUGGCCAAUGUUUGUGUACUUGGUGUUGCGCGCCGCAGCUAAUGACCUUGGUAGCAUACGCCGUCGUGCAUAAUCGGCGAGGAGCACAAAGGUUAUCUCGGUUUAAUCGGGUUCCUAUUUCGAGGACGGCGUGGCCCGUGGCCCGUGGCCCGCGGCUUGAAUGCUGGUACGCAUCCUGCUGACAGCUUCUGUCCUUUCAUUCCACCACAAGAGCAAAAUAAGAUACUGAAGAUUUCUCUAAGCUGUGCGGUAUUCAGCAGCUUGCAUGCCAUCCUACCUGCCAAUUUCCCUUCAAGACAUUUCACCAAGUCAUGCCAAUCAGUCGGCGGGACGUCGAAACCUACCGCCGCGAUGAGAAGUUUGGCCAUAAGUUGCUUACUCCGGAGGAGCGGAGGAAGCUUUUAAAGCCAUAUCUGCCGCCGCCGAAGCGCGCGCAGCCAAGUAGAGAGGCGAGCAAAUCGAGAUUUGGCCUUCGCCGCUUCAUGCGCAGCCAACUGCAUAUUCUCGUCUACAUCAUCAUUCAUGCCGUCUUCUCGCUAUACAUUCGGACUCGCCAGGCAUACCACGCUGUCACUGACAGGAUAUACUCCGUCCUCUACUACCACCACCGGACGCCAGAGUUGAUCGAGCGCGAUGUGAAGGGACUGAGCAGACUGCCUCAGCAUCUGAGUGUCAUUCUGGAGUUAGAAGAUAAUGGCCGGGGCGGUGCGGAGCUGGAACGACUGGUCAACGAGGCCGCAGAUAUAUCGGCGUGGUGCGCCAGCGCCGGCAUUCCUCGACUUUCCAUCUAUGAGAAGACGGGUGUCCUCAAGGCCUACCUCCCCGAGACCCACCGGGCUAUCACCCAGAAACUGGCCGCCUACUUUGGUCCGAACUCCCCGGCUUUGGCGGUGCAUGCUCCGCAUACACCGUCCGUUGAAUCAGGUUCUUCUCCGCCCGCGGCUCAUAUCAACACCCCCGACUCGAAACACCUAUCGGUGAUGCUUCUGGCUGCAGAGGAUGGGCGGGACUCCAUUGUGGACCUCACCAAGACCCUGGCAGAGAUGGCGCAACGAUCUAAGAUAUUCCCCGCCGACAUCAGCUUGGAGUUAGUGGACGCUGAGCUGAGUGAGAGCGUGAUGGGCGAGCCCGACCUUCUUAUCCUCUUCGGGCCCCACAUUGAGUUGUCGGGCUAUCCCCCUUGGCAGAUUCGUCUCACCGAGAUCUUCCACGUCCCGGACAACCAAGGCGUUGGGUACCAGGUGUUCUACCGCGCCUUGUGCAAUUUUGCAAGGGCGCAAAUGCGCCUUGGGAGAUAGACUGGGAUAGAACCCCCUAUGUAUAGCAUGAUUCACGUCACCCGUAGUGCUGGCUAGAUAUACCUUCUCAGAACCUCAACCAUUGUGUCUCACUGGCUGGUUCAUUUGCCAAACUUCCCGGCUCUGUAAGUGUAUUAGGCAUCUUUUAACCCUACUUUUGACCAAAGUUUCCCCAUAAGCGAUUCUCCCUCUGUCCUUCUCGUUCCAGCUGGUGAGA
Phialemonium atrogriseum is the source of this 1522-nucleotide messenger RNA. Its product is annotated as Undecaprenyl diphosphate synthase. The coding region runs from base 319 to 1305 and encodes 328 amino acids. The transcript has 5 exons. The record is from RefSeq and is a predicted model, not a curated record. Lineage: Eukaryota; Fungi; Ascomycota; Sordariomycetes; Cephalothecales; Cephalothecaceae. Gene Ontology annotation, molecular function: ditrans,polycis-polyprenyl diphosphate synthase [(2E,6E)-farnesyl diphosphate specific] activity. Gene Ontology annotation, cellular component: dehydrodolichyl diphosphate synthase complex; endoplasmic reticulum membrane.